Messenger RNA from Acipenser ruthenus (sterlet), 6765 nucleotides. RefSeq names its product adenylate cyclase type 5. Bases 1655 to 5230 code for a protein of 1191 amino acids. Gene Ontology annotation, cellular component: plasma membrane. Lineage: Eukaryota; Metazoa; Chordata; Actinopteri; Acipenseriformes; Acipenseridae. Gene Ontology annotation, biological process: cAMP biosynthetic process; intracellular signal transduction; adenylate cyclase-inhibiting G protein-coupled receptor signaling pathway. Gene Ontology annotation, molecular function: adenylate cyclase activity. The transcript is spliced from 21 exons. The record is from RefSeq and is a predicted model, not a curated record.
UUAAUAAAACAAAAACCUCGUUCCUAAAAUCCAGCUGUUGGACUAGCCCCUCCCAUUUAGAAAAGAAAAAAAACACUAUGCGCUGAAGCUCCCAGUUUUUGACAGGCACUAGACCAAUGAAAAUUCAAGAGUGAAAAGUUACCCUCACUGAGCACCCAAUAACAACAGAUAGAAGGCAGGGCUAUCGAAUCAAAUUUGGUUGAAUGGGAGUACAAAGAGCAGCUGAAUAGGGAUGCGGAAUCGAUACAGUGUAUAUGCAUCCGUGAUAUCCAGGGUACAGGGCGCUGUGCUACAAACACAGGUUGCACAGUCAAGUUUCAUUUCUAUACCGGAGAGACCUGCCAUAUGCUGAAUGAAGAACAACAGCUCCGAUGCAACAGAACGGAACGGGGAGAUCUUUGCUGCAUGAUUUACUGUGGAUAAAUACAAAUCUCAACUGCCUGAAAUGUUAUAAAGGAUAUACAGUAUGCUGUACACGAACACGCUUAUUGAUCUCCCGGGGGUUUAUUUACUGAACAGACGCGUCAUCAUUUUAUUUUCAAUCGCAAAAGCAUUCUUGAUUUGGAAGACGUUCUGUGUUAAAGCAAGUCCUUGCGGAAGGAACACAAAAUAGCUAAAUGAAUCUCGUGGAGAUAUGAUAGAGUUAAGCGUUAUACAAAAUGUAGGAAGCCUUCUCCUGUGAAAGGUGCCAGCUCAGGUGUGCAGCCGCAGUGAGUGGGUAAGCAAGGGGGCGAUGACGAGAAGGGCAAGACCACCACGAGCCAAGGUGACGCUGUGCUUCGUGUUCAUGGACACUUCGUUUUAUUUUAAAGCAAACAAACCUUCAUUGAAAUGAAUGGGGAGCCACAUCGGAAGAGCUGUCGCUGCAGUUUGACCUGGCUUCAGUUUAGGUGACGAUUGGUGAUUUUGUUUCACCGGCCACUCAACUGAAAACAGGAUUGAUAUUUUUAUAUUUGCAAUUAGUUGCAGGACACCUUGCGCCUAAAAGGAUCCACGAGUCAGUUAUUGGAAUAAUAUCAUUGAGCAGAUUCACCGCUCACUCCACAAGUACCAGAUAUUGGAUUAAAAGGGAAUUAAUUCUGACAAUUUGAAUUAGAUUUUAUUUUAAAGCUGCACUAUUUGCAUUUUGAGCUUUUUAAAAAUAUAUAUAUUUAUACCACGAUAAGAUACAAUAGAGUUAACUAGCAGAACCUUACAGUGUGACUCAUUUUAAUUUAAGGCUUUAAAAAUUUUGAAAAAAUGCUUAAUGAUCAGAUAUUUCCCCUUGAGCUUAAAAUUCUUUUUUAAAAAUACAUAUUUAUCCCCAGAAACUUUUAACAGUAAAAAUAUGUUUUAAAUGUUCUAUUUUAAUUGCUCUGGUAUGUGCUCCUGAGUAUUGAACUGUAAAAACUUCCAUGGUUAAAUAGUUUAACCUAAAAUAUUUGUCUGGAAGAUUACUGAACUCCUUAAAAUUGUUAUAGAAAGUUGAGCAUUAUUAUUUAUUAUUUUGUAGUAUUUUCAACAUAAAGACUAAAUGGAUAGCGACUGUGGAGCCCAGCUGUAUCACUAACAUCGUGCUGAAGAAAUGGAUUCCCACUGCUUUGUUUUGGCUCAAUAAUUAAAUAAACAAUUGAAUAUCAGUCUCUCGCCAUUUCAAGCUGUGUGUAUCUCGGAUAUGUCCCGAUCCAAUAGCGUGAGCCCUCCAGGGUUAACUGCCCCUGGACCUCGGGGUGGGACUGAACAUCGCUCUGCUUGGAGCGACUCCCACUCCAGAGCCAAUGGGUGUCCUUACUCCACUAAAUCAGCUGCCAAGAAAACCACCAGGUCCAGCAGCAGGUGGAGGGGAGAAGAGGAUUUGGAGCGGCAGCUGGGAAGGACCACAAGCACUGUGAGCCGAGUCAGCUUCAGAUCCAAGUGUGCGUGGCAAGACAAUGCACAGGAGGGCCGCAACAACAACACAGCAGCCCCAAAGCAGGAUGGGGAGCUGAGAGCCAAGUCUGUGGAGCUCGGGCUGGAGGAGAGGAGAGGGAAGAGCAGAGCUGAGGAGCAUGCUCAGGAAAUGCACUUCUCCAUGGCUCAGUGUUGCAGCAGCGUGUUGCAGAUCUUCAGAUCCAAGAAGUUUCCUUCGGUAAAGCUGGAGAGGUUGUACCAGCGUUACUUUUUCAGGCUCAACCAGAGCAGCCUGACCAUGCUCAUGAGCGUCUUGGUGGUGCUGUGCACGGUGAUGCUGGGCUUCCACUGUGCAGGGGGGGGUUACAAGCUGCCCUAUGUGGUUGUCUUUACUGUUGCCAUUGCGCUCAUCGUUGUGCUCAUGAUCAUAUGUAACAGGAAUGGGUUCCACCAGGACCACAUGUGGAUCAUCUGUUACCUGGUCAUCUUGGUUGUCAUUGUGGUGCAGAUCAUUGCGGUUUUGCUGGUGGAGCCCAGAAGUGCCUCAGAGGGGAUAUGGUGGACUGUCUUCUUCAUUUACAUCAUCUACACGCUGCUGCCGAUCAGAAUGCGGGCUGCGGUCAUGAGUGGAGUUAUUCUGUCAGCUGUGCACCUGACCAUCUCUUGGAAGUUAAACGAAGUGGACAGCUUUCUAUGGAAACAGCUGGUCUCAAACGUGCUGAUCUUCUCCUGCACGAACAUCGUGGGAGUGUGCACCCACUACCCAGCAGAGGGGUCCCAGCGGCAAGCCUUCCAGGAGACCAGGGAGUGCAUCCAAGCAAGACUGCACUCGCAGAGAGAGAACCAGCAACAGGAGCGCCUCCUGCUCUCUGUUCUGCCCCGCCAUGUUGCCAUGGAGAUGAAAGCUGAUAUCAAUGCCAAACAGGAGGAUAUGAUGUUUCAUAAGAUUUACAUCCAGAAGCAUGACAACGUGAGCAUCCUCUUUGCUGACAUCGAAGGCUUCACCAGCCUGGCUUCACAAUGCACAGCGCAGGAGCUGGUCAUGACUCUCAACGAGCUGUUUGCAAGGUUCGACAAGCUGGCAGCGGAGAACCACUGUUUACGUAUCAAAAUCCUGGGUGACUGUUAUUACUGUGUGUCUGGACUGCCAGAGGCCCGGGCUGACCAUGCACACUGCUGUGUGGAGAUGGGAGUGGACAUGAUCGAAGCUAUCUCGCUGGUGCGGGAGGUGACGGGCGUGAAUGUGAACAUGCGGGUUGGCAUUCACAGCGGCCGCGUGCACUGCGGGGUGCUGGGCCUGCGCAAGUGGCAGUUUGACGUCUGGUCCAAUGAUGUCACCCUGGCCAACCAGAUGGAAGCUGGAGGCAAAGCUGGCCGCAUCCACAUAACAAAAGCCACCCUCAACUACCUGACUGGGGAUUAUGAAGUGGAGCCUGGUUUCGGAGGCGAGCGGAAUGCUUACCUAAAGGAAAACAACAUAGAAACCUACCUCAUUGUGGGCUGCACUGAGAAGCGGAAAGAAGAUAAAGCGACAAUAGCCAAGAUGAACAGGCAGCGCACCAACUCCAUUGGACACAACGCUUCCCACUGGUGCUCGGACCGGCCCUUCUACAACCAUCUGGGCACCAACCAGGUCUCCAAGGAGAUGAAAAGGAUGGGAUUUGAAGAUCCCAAGGACAAGCAUUUCAUUUUCAGAAACACGCAGGAAAGCAUGAACCCCGAGGACGAGGUGGACGAGUUCCUCGGCCGCGCCAUCGACGCCAGAAGCAUUGAUCGCUUGCGCUCUGAGCACGUCAAGAAGUUUCUCCUGACGUUCAGGGAGCCGGACCUGGAGAAAAAGUAUUCCAAGCAGGUGGAUGACAGAUUUGGAGCGUAUGUGGCCUGUGCUUCUCUCGUCUUCCUUUUCAUCUGCUUCAUACAGAUUAUUAUUGUACCACACUCAUCGCUGAUGAUUGGUUUCUACGUGAUCUGUUUCCUUAUCCUUACAGUAGUGAUGUUUGUGUCUGCGAUCUACUCCUGUUUCAGGCUCUUCCCAGCUCCUCUGCAGGCCCUCUCCAGGAAGAUCGUUCAGUCCAGGACCAACAGCACGCUGGUCGGGGUCUUCACCAUCCUUCUCGUCUUUCUCUCUGCAUUCAUCAGCAUGUUCACAUGCAGCACCAAGGAUAUCCGUACCUGCGUGGCCAAGGAGUUUAACAUCACCUGCAGCAGUGUGAACGCCUGCCAUGUGAGCUCUUCACACUUCAACUACACACUGGACACCAUGGAGGGGUACUGCGGGAGCACCGAGCCCAACUGCAACUUCCCUGAGUAUUUCUCGUCCAGUGUUUUGCUCAGCCUCCUCGCCUGCUCCGUGUUCCUGCAGAUCAGCAGCAUUGGCAAGCUCUUCCUCAUGCUGUUCAUGGAGCUCCUCUACGUCCUCAUUGUAGAGCUGCCGGAAGUGACCCUGUUUGACAACGCAGACAUGCUGGUCACAGCCAAUGCAAUUGGCCAGUCCAAUGGAACAUGUUUGAUGAACGUCUCCAGGGUAGCUCUGAAGAUUAUGACCCCCAUCGUAAUCACAGUGUUUGUGCUUGCGCUGUAUCUGCACGCCCAGCAGGUGGAGUCCACGGCACGGCUCGACUUUCUCUGGAAACUUCAGGCUACGGAGGAGAAGGAGGAGAUGGAGGAGCUGCAGGCCUACAACAGGAGGCUGCUGCACAACAUCCUGCCCAAGGACGUGGCCGCCCACUUCCUGGCCCGUGAGCGGCACAACGACGAGCUGUACUACCAGUCCUGCGAGUGCGUGGCCGUCAUGUUCGCCUCCAUCAGCAACUUCUCUGAGUUCUACGUGGAGCUGGAGGCCAACAACGAGGGCGUGGAGUGCCUGCGGCUGCUGAACGAGAUCAUCGCUGACUUCGACGAGAUAAUCAGUGAGGACCAGUUCCGGCAGCUGGAGAAGAUUAAGACCAUCGGCAGCACGUACAUGGCUGCCUCGGGCCUGAACGACUCCACCUACGACAAGCCGGGGAAGACACACAUCAAAGCGCUGGCUGACUACGCCAUGAGGUUAAUGGACCAGAUGAAGUACAUUAAUGAGCACUCCUUCAACAACUUCCAGAUGAAGAUAGGUCUCAAUAUCGGCCCGGUCGUGGCUGGGGUCAUUGGUGCAAGAAAGCCUCAGUAUGACAUCUGGGGGAACACAGUGAAUGUAGCCAGUCGCAUGGACAGCACAGGAGUGCCUGAAAGGAUACAGGUGACCACAGACAUGUACCUGGUUCUGAGUGGUUACAACUAUACACUAGAGUGUCGAGGUGUGGUAAAGGUCAAAGGGAAAGGUGAAAUGAUGACCUACUUCCUGAACGCAGGACCGCUCAGCAGUUAACAGAACACCUUUUAUUAUUUUUUAUUAUUUUUUAAUAUUUUAUUUUUAUAUUGUUGAAACCGCUGGGUUGUGGGUCCCAGUAGAAGACCUGUCUAAGCAGUGAAGCGCAAGACAGUACAGAUCUCGACCGACCUGCUGAGCAAAACGUGAUGGGCUCUCCCGACGCUGGGAGACACUGGGAUCCAGGCAUGGCGGUAAAGGAAAGGGCCGUCUCCUUUUGGGUGUUGUCAGUGGAGAGGCAGGCCAAGCGAAAGUGACCAAAGAUUUCUUGACAGACUUGUUUUUCAGUGGACCAUGCUGUUGCUGCUGCUGCUAGGAAGAGGGGCACAAUAAGGCAAUCAAAGAACCUGCUUUCACAGCACCUUUCAUGAUAUGAAGGAAGCGAAUCAGUAUUUAAAGGUUUUCAAAGCAAAUCAUAAAGCCCUGGACAUGCUGCGAUCUGCAGACUCCAAACCUGCACACCGCAGUCAUGCUGGGAGAUUCAAACUGGUCACUACAACAGAAUGGUUGGUUGGUUGGUUUGUUUGUUUGUUUGUCGUCUGAUGAGGCUGCGUUCCCCAGAGUAACUGUCGCUAAUGCAAACCUAUGACAGGGAACUUCAUAUGUGGGGACUCUUAACACAAUGGAACACAGUAAUGCAAAUCUAUUCUCUUUUGAGUAUUUGAGUUUACAUUUUUCUUGAUGUGUAAACUGCAGACACUUUAAAUUAAAACGAAAAAAAAAAAGCUCCAAAACAGCUGCUUUUUGUAUUUUUGUCAUUUUGUAUUAUGACUCAAGACAAAUCUAGCAGAUACCUGAGAUUCUAUAUUUUGUAAAGUAUUGUAUUAGAUGAGUACACCAUGUGUAUUACGGAGCAUAUAGACGCAAUCUUGCACAUUUGGUUUUCCUCUUCAUCAGUUUUUAGGUCCCCAAUAUGAAGUUUUUGGGGGUUUUGUUUUGUUUUUUGAAAUGUGUUUGAACAGUUUCUCUUCCAAUCCACCUUCUUGCUAUUCGUACAUAUUUCCCCCACACUCCCAGAAGCUGCUGUAUUCAAGUCCAGUGGUGCUGAUGGUAGUCUUCACAAGAUGCUUGGUAGAUCAGUCUGAAAUAAGAAGGACGUGUCUCUGGCUCCUUCAUAAAGGACAUUCAUGAAGAACGAAAUGGUUCCAGUAACUGUAUUAUUAUUAUUAUUAUUAUUAUUAUUAUUAUUAUUAUUAUUAUUAACUGGUGGACAAAGCCAGUGAUGUACCUCAGUAACAUUGAGUUCAAUUGUCUUUAUCUUUUUGUUUUUUUGUACUGAAAAUGCUUUACUCGGGGCAAUCUUCAUAAAACUUAGUGUGUGUUUUAGUUGAAUUUCUGCAGCUCUAUUCUUUCAGAAACUGCACAAAGUGAGAUUGUGUGUGAUAUAAAACUGAGCAUGACAGUAGGAGACUUUUCUCAAAGGCACAUUUGUUUAAGAAUUUCAUAACUAUUCCAAUCCUAGUUUAGAACACUAUGCAGUGUUUUUUUGUUUGUUUGUUUUUUUACAUGCAAAUAAACUGCUACAAUGUGAAAAA